AUCACCUUUAGCAAGUCCCCAGCCUCACUGGGGUUUCUGUUUUAUUUCUCACUGGGGGGAGGGGGGACCAUAAUUCGGCUGGUCUCCCCAUGCCCCCUUCACUAACAUACCUCCCUUUGCAUCGGCUCAACAAGGAUCUGCUUUCUGUCAUUCCAAUGAAAGUGGCCUGUUUCCUCCAGGUUUAAGAAAAGAUUCCAGGCCAUCAAGAUGGAUUUCAGCUCUUACAGUGGAGUCCCAAGGUUCCUGACCAGGCCCAAGGCCUUUGUGGUGUCCAUGGGGAAAGAUGCCACCUUGAGCUGCCAGAUUAUGGGGAAUCCUGUCCCAUUGGUGAGCUGGGAGAAGGACAAGCUUCCUAUCCAGACCGGGGGCAGAUUUAAAAUGGUGGAAGAUGGAGAUCUGUAUCGUUUGACCAUUUAUGACUUGAACUUGGAGGACAGUGGCCAAUACAUCUGCAGGGCCAAGAACACCAUUGGGGAAGCUUUUGCGGCUGUGAGUAUCAAAGUCGGGGAGCAGACCACUGUGACAGAAUCGGCACCGUACUUCAUUCAGAAGCCUACUUCUAUCAGAGUGAUCAUGGGAGACGAUGCCAUGUUCAAGUGCAUUGUGCAAGGCAGCCCUCCUCUUUCAGUGAACUGGGAAAAGGAUGGGAGGAACCUGGGAGGCAAGUCAGAGUCCAACCGCAUCCGAAUUGAAUCCCAGGGUGAGAAAAAUGCCCUCAAGAUCCAAAACACUCGGUUGGUGGACAGUGGGACAUACACGUGCCGUGCAGAGAACCCUCUUGGGGCCACCAGUGCCGCAGCUGCAUUGGUGGUAGAUACACCAGAUUCGUACAGCCCAGGUGGUACCAGGCAUGCCAUAGACAUGGGCAACAGCCAGACCUCCCCUUUGCUGUCCCACUUGCAAAAACGACGGGAAGAAAUCCGAAAGACCGACUUUUCCAGCACGGACUCCGUGAUCUCUUCAGCAUACUCUUCUACAGAAGGACGGUCCAAAUUUGGUCUGAAUCUCUCACUGGAUUAUGAGAGGGCUGCCAGCUUGACCGCCAAAGGCCUCCGGGGUGAUGGUGGCUCAUAUUAUGGUGUGACCACGCGUACUUUCACUGUUACAGAAGGAAAACACGCCAAGAUGAGCUGUUACGUGACAGGAGAGCCCAAGCCAGAGAUAGUUUGGAAGAAGGAUGGUGAGGUGAUCCUGGAAGGCCGGAGGCAUAUCAUCUAUGAAGAUGAACAGGAGAACUUUGUACUGAAGAUCCUCUUCUGUAAGCAGGUGGACAAUGGUCUCUACACUUGUACAGCUUCCAACUUGGCUGGGCAGACAUACAGCUCUGUGCUGGUUACAGUCAAGGAACCAAGAAUACCUUUCAAGACAAAGCUAAGAGAUCUGGAAGUCCGGGAGAAGGAGGCCGCUACUUUCCAGUGUGAGGUCCCUGUUGCCACUACAGAAACCACCUGGUUCAAAGAGGAGACGAAACUUCAACAGAGCCAGAAGUACAGCAUCGAGGAAGAAGGGACCUUUCGGAAACUCACGGUCCAGAAUGUCACCAUGGAUGACGACGCUGUCUAUAUUUGUGAAAUGAAAGAAGGUAGCAGAACCAUUGCAGAACUGAGUGUCCAAGGGAAUAUUAUCAAGAAGCUGCCAAGGAAGACUGCAGUCAGUGUCAAUGACACAGCCAUAUUCUGUGUGGAGUUAGAAAACAAGUGCCAGAAGUUCCGAUGGCUAAGGAAUAAGGAAGAACUGAAGGCCAACAGCAGGAUUUCUCUAACCUCAUCCGGGAAGGAGUACAGCAUGAUCAUCCGCGAUUGCAAAAUGGAGGACACGGGAGAGAUCGUCUUUGUGGCUGAUGACUGCAGAACGUCUACCCAGUUUACUGUUUCUGCUCCAAAGAAGCCUCCCUCUCAUCCCCCAGUGGACCCAGUGGUGAAAAAUAAAACAGAAACCUCAGUGACGUUAGCCUGGUCCCCUCCUAAGAUGGAUCGCCCAAUUCCCAUUGACGGAUACCUUGUGGAACGUAAGAAACUGACCGGAUUCUCCUGGCUGAAAUGCCAUGAGUCCCCAGUCCCUGAAACUGAGUUCACCAUGAGCAACCCCCCCGAAGAGGCCGAUUACCAGUUCCGAGUGUCAGCAGUGAACAACUACGGGCAAAGUGACUACCUGGAGUUCCCGGGAACUCUGCACCUUGAACCAGUAUUGGCCGUUAGAAGUCCUCUGAGAAAUGUAGAAGUAGCCCCAGGUCGGGAUGCUACUUUUACUGUUGACCUCACUAACACUUGUUCUGGUUCAUGGUAUAUCAAUGGCACAGCUGUAGAGAACAGCGAUAAGUACAUCAUUACAAGAACCAAAACAAAGCACAGCCUCACCGUCAAGCGAGUCACAAGUGCCUUCAAAGAGGCAGAGGUGAAAUUUGUCACCAAUAACAACAUUGAAAGCAGUGCAAAAAUAAAGUUGAAAGAUGAAGUGGCAACUUUUGCCAAUGACUCAGCCCCUGGAAUUUCAGUCAAGCUCUCUGAGAAGUUUGAGCUGGUCUGUGAGGUGUCAUCUGCAACCGAGGGAGUUGUUUGGAAGAAGGGUAAAAAAGAUGUUAAGCCGGACCAAAGAGUGACAUACGUUGCUGAAGGACUGCAGCGGAAGCUCAUUGUCAAAAGUGCAAUAAAGCAAGACGAAGGGCUCUAUUCUUGUGAGACAAUGAACGACAGAUUGACAUUCCUAGUUGAGGUCAAAGAGCCAGAGGAGGUGUUUGCCAACAAGGACAAGGUGCAGAAACAGGUCAAGGUGGUCCUUUCUGAGAAUGCAUGUCUUGCCUGUGAAGUGGCCCAGGCCAAUGCAGAAGUCAGGUGGUUCAAGGAUGGGAGGCUGAUCAGGUCCAGCCAGAAGUUCAAGAUAGAAGCUGAAGGCAAAUCCCGGAGGCUGAUUGUGCAGCAGGUGGAGAAAAAGGAUGCUGGCGAGUACACCUGUGAAGCUGAUGGCCAAACCCUGACUUUCAAUGUCAUUGCGACAAGUCCCAAAGUUGUCGAAGCUGAGGAUGUAUUUGCUAACAAAGAGAAGAUACAAAAGGAGAUCAAGGCCAUCUCUUCAGAGAAUGCUACGCUCAGCUGCGAAGUGGGCCAAGCCAAGACAGAAGUGAAAUGGUUCAAAGAGGGAAAACUGAUCACCUCCAGCAAGAAAUUCAAGGUGGAAACUGAAGGCAAAUCCCGGCAACUGAUUGUGCAGCAAGUGGAGAAGAAGGAUGCAGGCGAAUACACCUGUGAAGCAGCUGGACAGAAACUGACCUUCAAAGUUACUGUAGCAGAACCUGAGGAGGUGUUUGUGAACAAAGAGAAAAUACAGAAGGAGGUCAAGGCUGUCUCUUCAAAGGAUGCAACCCUCAGCUGCGAAGUGGCCCAAACCAAGACAGAAGUGAAAUGGUUCAAAGAGGGGAAACUCAUCACCUCCAGCAAGAAGCACAAGGUAGAAGCUGAAGGCAAAUCCCGGAGGCUGACUGUGCAACAGGCGGAGAAGAAGGAUGCGGGUGAAUACACCUGUGAAGCUGGUGGCCAGAAACUGACUUUCAAAGUCACCGUUGCAGAUGCAGAAGUUGAGGAGGUAUUUGCCAACAAGGAGAAGGUCCAGAAAGAAAUCAAGGCUACCCUUUCAGAAAGUGCCUCCUUUAGCUGUGAAGUGGCUCAGGCCAAAACAGAAGUAAAGUGGUUUAAGGAUGGGAAGCUGAUCACUUCCAGCAACAAACUCAAGGUAGAAACGGAAGGCCAAAAACGCCAUCUGAUUGUACAACAGGUGGAGAAGAAGGAUGCGGGAGAGUAUACCUGUGAGGCUGCUGGCCAGAAACUGAACUUUAAGCUCAUUGUUACAGAAGCUGAGGAGGUGUUUGUGAACAAGGAGAAGGUACAGAAAGAGGUCAAGGCUGUCUCUUCAAAGGAUGCAACCCUCAGCUGCGAAGUGGCCCAAACCAAGACAGAAGUGAAAUGGUUCAAAGAGGGGAAACUCAUCACCUCCAGCAAGAAGCACAAGGUAGAAGCUGAAGGCAAAUCCCGGAGGCUGACUGUGCAACAGGCAGAGAAGAAGGAUGCAGGUGAAUACACCUGUGAAGCUGGUGGCCAGAAACUGACUUUCAAAUUCACUGUAGCAGAUGAAAAAGUUGCAGAAGUUGAGGAUGUAUUUGCCAACAAAGAGAAGAUUCGGAAGGAGAUCAAGGCUAUCUCUUCAGAAAAUGCUACUCUCAGCUGUGAAGUGGCCCAAGCCAAGACAGAAGUGAAAUGGUUCAAAGAUGGGAAACUGAUCACCUCCAGCAAGAAAUUCAAGGUGGAAACUGAAGGCAAAUCUCGACGGCUGAUUGUGCAACAAAUAGAGAAGAAGGAUGCAGGCGAAUACACCUGUGAAGCAGCUGGACAGAAACUGACCUUCAAAAUCACUGUAACAGAAGCUGAAGAGGCGUUUGCCAACAAAGAGAGGGUACAGAAGGAGGUCAAGACUGUCUCUUCAAAGAAUGCUAUCUUCAGCUGUGAGGUGGCCCAGGCCAAGACAGAAGUGAAGUGGUUCAAGGAUGGGAAACUUAUCACCUCUAGCAAGAAGCUCAAGAUAGAAGCCGAAGGCAAAUCCCGGCGGUUGACUGUGCAACAGGCAGAGAAGAAGGACGAGGGCGAGUACACCUGUGAAGCCGGCAACCAGAAACUCACUUUCAAACUUAAGGUUGAAGAGGCUGUUGAUAUAUUUGCUAAUAAGGAGAAGGUGCAGAAGGAAGUCAAGGCUGUUGUGAAAGAGAACACCGCUUUGGUCUGUGAAGUGGCCAGCUCUGAGACUGAAGUGAAAUGGUACAAAGACGGGAAGCUCCUCAGCACUAACAAAAAAAUCAAGGUGGAAUCCAAGGGCACCUCCCGAAAACUGGUCCUGGAACAAGUGGAGAAAAGGGAUGCUGGGGAAUAUACCUGUGAAGCGGCGGGCCAGAAGCUGACCUUCAAGGUUGAAGCAACAGAACCUGAGGCAAAAUUCCAAAGAAAAGGUGCCCAAGAAGAAAAGGUUGUUGUUCAGGAGCAAAAAAGCAUCGUCCUGUCGACAUCUGUGGUGCCUGAGGAUGCUGAGGUCAAAUGGCUCAAGGAUGGAGCUGAAAUCAGGGGCAACAAGAAAUAUGACAUGAAAAAAGAUGGAGCUUCUCGGACCCUGACUGUGAAGCAGGCUGAUGUCAAAGAUAUUGGAGUGUACACCUGUGAGACCAAGAAUGAUAAGCAGCAGUUCCAAGUUCAAGUCCAAGAAAUCCCAGUGAAAUUUGCCAAGAAGCUGGAGCCAGUUAAAGCUGAGAUUGGAGGGACUGUGACCCUGAGCUGUGAACUAAGCCAGCCAAAGGGCGACGUUGUCUGGCGCAAGGAUGGUGUGGAACUCAAAGCGGACAAGCGCUACCAGAUGCGUGAGAUUGGAGAAAAGCGCGUCCUGAUCAUAACAGGUCUCCGGGCAGAAGACAAAGGAGAUUACUGCUGCGAAACCAAGCAUGACAAGUGCAACAUUCAGGUCACCCCCAUAGUUCCUAGAGUGGUGAAGUUUGUCAAAGGCCUUCACAACAUAGUAGCAGAAGAAGGCAAGGAAGCCGUCUUCAAAUGUGUUGUUUCCCCUGCUGAUGCAGCCGUCACAUGGAGCCGCAACGGAACCAAAAUUGAAGCCAGUAAGAAAUAUGUCAUUUCUCAGAAGGACUCAAACCACAGCCUCACCAUCACUGACCUGACCCUGAAAGAUUCUGGGGAAAUCUCGGCAGAAGUCGAAGGGGUGCAGAGCAAAGCGAAUCUUAAAGUAGAAGAAGCCCCAGCAUUGUUUGUGAAGAAACUGGAAGCCAAAACAGUGGAGGAGAAGGAGACCGUGACACUGGAAGUAGAGUUAUCGAAGCCUACAACAGACGUGAAGUGGGUGAAGAAUGGCAGCAUGCUCCAUUCAGAUGCCAACAUGGAGAUCAAAGCUGAAGGGACAAAGCACAGCCUUGUGAUCAAGAGUGCCGCCUGUGAGGACCGUGGUUUUUAUGCCUGUGAGACCCUCCAUGACAAGACCCAGGCAAAACUAACUGUGGAAAUGAGGCCCAUCAAAGUGGUGAAGGGCCUGCAACCCAUGGAUGUCCAUGAGAAAGAUGCUGUCACCUUUGAGGUUGAGUUGUCCCAUGAGAAUGUGGAAGGAACCUGGAUGAAGGAUGGCGUGAGGCUGAAGGCUAAGGAGAAGUGUCUCAUUAGCGUCCAAGGGAAGAAACACUCACUGACGCUUUCCUCUCUCGCCAUCGAGGAUUCAGGCCUCAUAGCCUUCAAGGCAGAAGGUGUUCACACCACGGGGAGGCUUAACGUGAAAGAAAGCCCAGUGAAAAUAAUCAAACCUUUGGUAGAUAUCAAAGCUCAGCACAAGGACGCAGUCACUUUUGAGUGUGAACUUUCCAGGCCUAAUGCAGAAGUGAAGUGGCGUAAGGACGGAACUGAGCUGCGGCCAAAUAAAAAGUUUGGAAUCAUUUCCCGGGGGACUAAGAGAAGCCUCACAAUACACAAAUGUGAAUAUGAAGACCAAGGGAAAUAUAUGUGUGAUGCUGUUGAUGACAAGAGCAUUGCUGUCUUGGAGAUCCAUGCCCGAGACAUCAAGAUCGUGAAGCCACUGGAAGAUUUGGAAGUGAAGGAGAAAGAGAGUGCUUCAUUCCUCUGUGAGAUUUCGCACGAUGAUGUUGAAACCCAGUGGUUCAGCAACGAACACAAAAUCCGGGCUGGAGAUAACGUCAAGUUGCGUCAAGAUGGAAAGAGCUACCAGCUGGUUUACAGAAGUGUGGAAGUGGAGGAUUCUGCGGAGAUCAAAUUUGUGGCCGAAACAGCAGAAUCUCGAGCACAACUUAAAGUGAAAGAGCUGCCUGUAAGGUUUGUAAAACCUCUCCGUGUUAAGAUCGCCAUUGAGAAGCACCGGGGCUUUCUGGAGUGCCAAGUCUCUCGGGCCAACACAGAGGUCAAAUGGUACAAGGAUAACAAGGAGGUCCGUCCAAGCCAGAAGUAUGAGCUUGUGAGCGAUGGGCUCUACAGGAAACUCAUCAUCAAUGAGACAGAGUUUGAGGACGAGGGCAUUUACACCUGUGAUGCCAUUGAUGAGAAAAGCAGUGCUCAGUUCUAUGUGGAAGAACAAACCAUUAAUAUUGUCAAGGACCUGAAAGAUGUUGAGGUGACAGAGCCAGGUGAAGCCAGGUUUGAGUGUGAAAUCUCCAUCCAGUCUGUGAAGCCUCCCAAGUGGUCUCUGCGUGGGGAGCUGCUUCAGGCCAGCAAGGACGUCGUGAUAGAGCAAGAGGGGAGACUUCACCGCCUCAUCCUCAGGAAGACUGACGUGGACAUGACAGGCACCAUCCAGUUUGCCAUUGGCAAAGCAAAGUCCUUGGCCAACCUGGUUGUAAAAGAUCUCCAAGUGACCAUUACCCGGCAGCUAGAAGACAAGGUAGUAAUGGAAACCCACUCGGUGGUCCUCUCUUGUGAUUUCAAGCCUUCUCCAAAGGUUGUAGAGUGGUAUAAAGACCAUACCCUCAUCGAGGCCUCAGAGAGGUAUAAGCUCAAGAGAGAGAAAUACUCGGCAGAACUCAAAAUCCUGAAGCUGAACAUUGGAGAUUCUGGUGUUUACAAAUGCAAAGCUGGAAGCACAGAAACCAAAGCCACGCUGACCAUUUUAGAGCGCAAGGUGGAGAUAACCAGACACCUGCAGGAUGUGGAAAUUGAGGAGGAGGGCUGUGCUGUCUUCUCCUGUGAACUGUCUGAAGACAGCGAAGAUGUGGAAUGGUUCCUCAAUGAUACACACCUUUUCCCCAACAACUUCAAUGAAAUCAAGAGGCUGGGCAAGUCUCACAGCCUGACGCUAAAACAUGUCAUGCCAGAAGACUCAGGGACAGUGACAGUCAAGGUUCAGAAGAAGGCCUCAGAGAGCGCACGGCUGAAAGUGAAAGAGAAGCCUGCUGUCUUCAUGAAAUCCUUGGACGAUGUUGUUGGAGAAGAGCGAAGCACCAUCACACUGGAAUGCGAGGUCUCUAAGCCAAAGGUGAAACCCAUCUGGAAAAAGGAGGGUGUGGAGCUCACUCCAGGAGACAAAUAUGAGAUGCUGCAGGCAGGGAAGACUCUGGGCCUGGUCAUCCAUGAGCUCAACAAGAACGAUGCUGGCUUGUAUACCUGUGAUCUGGGUACAGAGGUCGCCAAGUCUAGAGUCAGCAUUCAAGAGCUGAAUGUCGGCAUUACGAAACGCUUAAAGAACACUGAAGUACUGGAAGGAGAGAGCUGUACCUUUGAAUGUGUCCUUUCCCAUGAGAGUGUUGAAGACUGCCGUUGGCUGAUCAAUGGGACUGAAGUGGGCCAUGAUGGACGAUUUAGGGCCUUCAACAAAGGGAGGAAAUAUACCCUCAAUAUCAAAAAAGCUCUGCCUUCUGAUGCAGGAGAAGUGGUUUUCUCUGUCCAUGACCUGAACUCUAAGGCUUCUCUGGUUGUGAAAGAAAAGCCAGCAGAAUUUACCAAGAAGCUGGAGGACAAGACCACAGUGGUGGGGCAGGAGGUUAGCUUAAGCUGCGACUUGUCCAAGUGGGACAGCAACAUUAAGUGGUGCAAGGACGGGAAGGAGAUUCGGAGGAGCCAGAAGUAUGACCUCCGGCAGGAGGGAAACCGGGCUAUAUUAAUCAUCCAUGAUGCCAUGGUCAAGGACAGUGGUGAAUACACCUGUGAGACAGAAAUCUCCAAAACCAAAGCAACACUUACUGUGGAAGAAGCAGGGAAUUGCUUCAUCAAAGACCUUUCAGACCUGAAGACAGAUGAAAAUAAAAAAGCAGUUUUUACUUGCGAAACCAAGAAGCCAGCUUCAGCUGUGAUAUGGAGGAAAGGAAUCAGUGAUCUCAAAACAAGCAAAAAAUAUGAGAUCAGCCAGAAGGGGAAUGUCCUGCAACUCACGGUGAAUGAUUUAGUGGAAGAUGACAGCGACAUCUAUACUUGUGACAUUGGCGAUACCCAGUCAAGUGCAAAACUGGUUGUACAAGCCCUGCCGGUUCUUUUUCAACAAGAACUGCAAAACAGGGAAGCUAAGGAAGGAAGCAAGGUCCGCUUGAGCUGUGAGCUUAACAAACCAGACCUACCAGUUCAGUGGAUGAAGGGCAAUGAAGUCCUGCAAGCAAGCGAUAAGUAUGAGUUCAAACAGCGGGGCACCGUGGCAGAGCUGGUCAUCCGGGAUGCAAAGAUGACAGAUGCUGGGGAAUAUACCUGCAGCAUUGGCGAACUCAAGACAUCUGCUCAUGUGGAAAUGACGGCUGCACCGCUCAUUUUCAAAGAAGAGCUUAAAGAUGCAGAAAAAGAAGAGGGGGAGGAUGUAGCUCUCCGCUGUGUGCUUGCUACACCCGAUGUCUCCAUGGCCUGGAAAAAAGGGACAACUGUUCUUCGGGCCAGUGAGAAGUACGAGAUGAAGAAAGAUGGUUGUGUAGCAGAACUGGUCAUCCACAAUGCAGAGGCAGAAGAUGCCGGGAGAUACUCCUGUGACGCUGGAGAUCAGCAGAGCAUAGCUCAGGUCAAAAUCCACGCAAUGCCUGUCCGUUUCAAAGAAGUACUAAAGAACAUGGAAGCCACACAAGGUGGAGUAGUGACUCUCCAUUGUGAGCUCAGUAAGCCUGCUCCAGUGGAGUGGAUGAAAGGGAAUAAAGGCUUGAGGCCCAGCAGCAAAUACAGAAUGAAGAAGGAAGGACCGGUUGUUGAAUUGACAAUCCAUGAUCUAGACCUGAAGGAUGCUGGAGAUUACACCUGCACCUCUGGAGACCAAAAGACAACAGCGGUCUUAACAGUGAAGGCUUUGGCAGCACAAUUCAAAACCCAAUUAAAGAACGAGGAAGCAACUGAGAGUGGGACAGCCACUCUGCACUGUGAACUGACCAAGGCAGUCGACUCCGUUGAGUGGAUGAAGGAUCAGCAAGUGCUGGAACCAAGUGACAAGUACCUCAUGAGGCUAGAAGGCCGCUUUGCUGAGCUAACUGUCCAAGAUCUGGAACUGACGGACGCUGGGAGUUAUACUUGUGUGUGCGGAGAUCAGAAAAGCACGGCGGCAUUGAAAGUGAAUGCACUGCCUGUAUUUUUCCAAGAAGAACUAAAAAGCAAAGAGGUUACGGAGGGAGAGACGGUUAUGCUGCACUGCAGGCUGAGCAAGGCUGCCCCGGUGGAGUGGCAGAAGGGGCCAAAGGCACUCAAAGCAGGUGGCAAAUACAAAAUAAGACAGGAUGGUCCCUAUGCUGAGCUGGUGAUCCAUGACUUGGAUGUGGCCGAUGGCGGAGACUACUCUUGCACAUGUGGAAGCCAGAAGACGACGGCUAGCUUGACAGUGAAUGUCCUGCCGGUGCUUUUCACCAAAACCUUGAUGGACCAAGAAGCUACAGAAGGGAAAGACAUCACUUUGCGGUGUGAGCUGAACAAAGCCUCUGCCAAUGUAGAAUGGAAGAAAGGUCUCAAAACUUUGAAGCCAGGCAGCAAACACAAAAUGAGACAAGAAGGUGCUAUGGCUGAACUAGUCAUCCAAGGCCUGGAACUCACCGAUUCAGGAAGUUACAGUUGUGUGUGUGGAGGGCAGCAGACCACAGCAUCUUUAGAAGUCAAGGCCCUGCCAGUACUAUUCAAAGAAGGGUUGAAGAACAGGGAAGCUGUAGAAGGCACUACAGCCACCCUGCAUUGUGAAAUGACCAAAGCUGGUGCUGAAGUGGAAUGGAAGAAGGGACCCAAAACCCUCAAGUCAAGUGACAAAUACCGAAUGAGGCAAGAAGGCGCUGCAGCCGAACUUCUGAUUCGAGAUCUGCAGGUGGCGGAUACAGGAGACUAUGCCUGUCUUUGUGGUGACCAAAAGACAACAGCCACCUUGACCGUUCAUGCUUUGCCGGCACAUUUCCAAGAAGAGCUCAAAAGCAAAGCAAUGACCGAAGGCGAGACGGCCACGCUCCGCUGUGAACUAAGCAAGGCUGCUCCAGUGGAAUGGAGAAAGGGAGAUCAAAUGCUCAAGCCAAGUGACAAAUAUAAAAUCAAGCAGAAGGAUAAUGUGGCUGAGCUGAUGAUCCUCAAUAUCACUGACCAAGAUGCUGGAGACUACUCCUGUAUUUGCGGUGAUCAAAAGACGUCGGCAUCUCUAACCGUGCAUGCUCUACCUCCACGUUUCAAAAUAGAGCUGAGGAACCUGGAAGCCACCGAAGGUGGAGCCGCUACUCUGCAGUGUGAGCUGACCAAGAUGGCAGCUCCAGUGGAGUGGAAGAAGGGCAAUGAAGCCCUCAAGCCAAGUGCCAAAUAUGAAAUGAAGCUGGAAGGUGUUGUUGCUCAGCUUGUCAUUCACAGUUUGGAACUGUCUGAUGCUGGAGAUUACAGUUGUGCGUUUGGCGAUCAGAAGACCUCCGCUUCUUUAACAGUGAAGGCUCUCCCUGCCCUCUUCAAGAGAGGCAUGGAGAAUCAAGAGGCCCUGGAAGAUGGGACUGUUGCUUUCCAGUGUGAGCUGACAAAACCGUCUCCGGUGGAGUGGAGGAGGAAGCAUAAGUUACUCAAGCCGAGUGACAAAUACAAGAUGAGACAGGAAGGUGUUCUCUCAGAGCUUGUGAUCUUCAACCUGGAGCCUAAAGAUGCUGGAGACUACUCCUGUCUGUGCGGUGACCAGAAAACAACUGCUGCUCUAACAGUGCAUGCCCUCCCACCACAAUUCAAAAUGGAGCUGAAGGACAUGGAGGCCACUGAAAACGGAGCAGCCAAACUACGCUGUGAACUCACCAAGGCUGCUCCGGUGGAGUGGAAGAAAGACGAAAAGAAACUAGAAGAAAGCAGCAAAUGCCAAAUAAGACAAGAAGGGACCGUCGCAGAACUGAUGAUCUGUGAAUUAUACAUUCAGGACACUGGCCGUUACACCUGUAUAUGUGGAGACAAGAAAACCACAGCUGUUCUAACAGUUCACGCCUUGAAGCCUGAUUUCAAGCAACCUCUGAAGAAUGAGAAAGCAGAAGAAGGUGCAACAGCCCGGUUCCGCUGCGAAGUAACCGUUGGCAAGGCCCCAGUGGAGUGGAGGAAAGAUGGCGCGGUGCUUCAUUCUGGUCACAAACAUGAAAUGAAACAGGAAGGCACCAGCCGUGAGCUACUUAUUCACAACCUGGAGCCUAAAGACAGCGGAGAGUACUCCUGCACCACCGGAGAUCAAACCACGUCUGCAACAUUAACCGUGAAGGAACUUGACAUCACCAUCACCAAGGGCCUGAAGAAUGCCGAGGUGUUUGAGGAUGAAGAUGUGACCUUUGAGUGCAAAGUCUCCCAUGACAAUGCAAGGGAUGUGGAGUGGAAGCUACAGGAUGCCUCUCUUCAGAGCAAUGAGAUGAAUGAGAUCUCUGUUGAAAAAGGCAGGAUCCACACACUGAGAUUAAGAAAGGUUACCCAGCAAGAUUCCGGCACCGUCACUUUCCGAGUUGGACCAUAUACCUCAACAGCACAGCUCACGGUAAAAGCCCCACUUCCUAUAUUUAAAGAGGAGCUUGUGAAUAAAGAAUUGCAAGAGGAUAGCACAGCCAUCCUGAAAUGUGAGGUCUCCCAGCCGAAUGUCUCAGCAAUGUGGAAGAAGGGCACCCAAGUGAUUUCUCCGAGCUCCAAAUAUGAGAUCAAGCAAGAAGGAACAAUCCACAUCUUAAAGAUUUAUAAUGUAAAGCCAGAGGACUCUGGCAAAUAUGUUUGUGAUAUUGGAAACCAGAAAACCACAGCAACUAUAUCAGUUGAAGCCAUCCCAGUCCUUUUUGAAGUUCAUCUUGAAAACCAAGAAGUCGAAGAAGGCUCAACCAUCACCCUCCUGGCUGAGCUCUCUAAACCCGAUGUGCCUGUGAAGUGGAUUAAAGGAUCAGCCAAGCUACGACCCAGUGCUAAGUAUGAAAUGAGGCAAAGGGGCUCUACCGUUGAGCUUCUCAUUCAUGAUGCACAGCCUGAGGACUCUGGGGACUAUACCUGUGACUCAGGUGACCAUCAGACCACAGCAUCUGUAUUUGUAAAAGCUUUGCCAGUGCUAUUUAUUAAGUUUCUUGAGAACCAGGAGGCUGAGGAAGGAGGCACUGUCACUUUCAGUUGUGAGAUCUCUAAACCAGGUGGAGCCGUGCAAUGGAAAAAGGAAGGGUCGCUCUUACGGUCCAGUGACAAAUACAAGAUGAAGCAAGCAGGUGCCGAGGUAGAGCUGACUAUCUGUAAGCUGAACGUUGCUGAUGCCGGGGAGUACACUUGCAGCACACAAGACCAUAAGACUUCUGCUACUCUUCUGGUGAAAGAACCACCAGCUACCAUCGUGGAGGGGUUGAAAGAUAUCACCUUGUAUGAAGAUGAAGAUGCAGUGUUUCAGUGCAAGAUCUCCCAGGAGAAGGCUAAAGAUGUGGAGUGGAGUCUAGCAGGAGUGCCUCUCCAGUCCAAUGAAAUGAAUGAGAUUGCAGUGCAAGGGAAGGUUCACACGCUCACCCUCCGGAAGGUCGCAAUUGAAGACUCUGGUGCUGUGACUUUCAGAGUGGGCCAGAAUACCUCAGAGGCUCGACUGACUGUGCAGCCUGCACCUGUAAUCUUCAUAAAGCAACUGGAGAACAAGCAAGUCGAUGAGAAUGCCACAGCCAUCUUCUCUUGUGACCUCUCCAAACCCAGCAUCCAUCUGGAAUGGAAGAAGGGCUCAGCCACAAUCCAGCCCAACCAGAAGUUUGAAAUCAAGCUAGAAGGAACUAAACACACUUUGAUCAUUCAUAAUGUGGUCCCUGAAGAUGCAGGAGAGUACAGCUGCAGUACAGCCGACAGAAAGACCACAGCCACUCUCAAGGUUAAAGCUCUCCCUGUGCUUUUCAAGCGUGGCCUCCAGAACAAGGAGGUUGAGGCAGGGAACACAGUGUCUUUGCGAUGUGAGCUCUCAAAGGCCAUGGCUCCAGUGGUGUGGAAGAAGGGGAAUGUGGUCCUUCAGUCCAGUGAUAAGUAUGAGAUCAGGCAAGAAGGGAACUUUGCAGAGCUCCUCAUCUAUGACUUGGAAGCUCAGGAUGAGGGGGAUUACACCUGCGAUUCACGAGACCAGCAGACAACAGCUAAGGUGAAGAUUAAAGCUCUGCCAGUGCUUUUUACAAAAGGAUUGCAGAAUGUGGAAUCAGAAGCAGGGGGAAAGGCUGUGUUGCACUGUGAGAUCUCCAAACCCGAUGCUCCCAUUGAAUGGAGAAAAGGAGCCUUAGUUCUCCAGCCCAGUGCCAAGUAUGAGAUGCAGCACAGAGGCACCACCAUUGAGCUGAUCAUUCAUGAUUUGGAACCCGAGGAUUGUGGACCCUAUACAUGCAGCACUGGAGACGAGCUGUCCACCUGCUCUGUUUAUGUACAAGAAGAAGAAUUGCAGAUAGUUUCUGGUUUAAAGAACACAGAUGUCUUUGCGGGCGAAACAGCCACUUUUACCUGCGAGCUCUCACACUCCAGCAUGCAAAAUGUACAGUGGUGGCUGGACGGCUCUCCCCUUCAGAACAGCUCUGUGAACGAAAUCUCUGUGCAAGAUGGAAAAAUGCAUACGUUGACACUAAAGGACCUGGGGCCUAAUGAUUCAGGAACAGUGACCUUCCGGGCAGGGCCCCUCAAAUCCUCUGCUAAAUUAUUAAUCAAAGAUCCGACCAUUGAGGUGGUCAGCCCCAUGCAAGACAUCACCAUCGAUGAGGCCGGCACAGCUGAAUUCGUCUGCCAAUACUCCAGGCCUGUGCAGACCAGGUGGAUGAGGAAUGACCAGGAGGUCCAUGCCGAUGGCCAACGGAUUGUCAUUGAGCAGGACUGGAAUGUGGCCAAGCUUAAAAUCCAGCCAGCUCUUCCAGGGGAUACAGGCAUCUAUGCUUGCGAAGCUGGAGGAACAAAAGUGGUGGCCAUGCUUGAUGUUCAAGCCAAGAACACAAUCAUCCAGGGCUUAGAGAAUGUCGACGCCAUGGAAGGCGGUGAAGCUUUGUUUGAAUGCUACCUUUCCAAACCAGAGUGCUACAACUACAACUGGCUGAUUGAUGACGAACCCGUCAAAACCUCUGAAAAGACCGAGAUGGUUUAUUUUGAAAAUGGACUCCGGCAUCUCCUUCUCUUGAAGAACCUCACUUUGCAAGAUAGCUGCAGGGUGACCUUCCAGGCGAGCGAUGUGGUGACAUCUGCAUUCCUGACUGUGAAAGGAUGGCGCCUAGAAUUCUUGCAGCCAUUAACUGACACCACAGUCACGGCUGGAGAUAAAGCUGUAUUCACUUGUGUUUUAAGUGAAGCAGUGCCAGUCCAUGAGGUUGCUUGGUACAUCAAUGAUGUGGAUAUCCAACCAGAUGAAACCUGGGGGAUCCAGGCAGAUGAGAAUAGCUAUACGCUCAUACUCAAGAAAGCCCAACCGUUUCAUUCUGGAGAGGUGACAUUUGCUGCAAGGGAUGCCAUUGUGUCAUGCAAGUUGUCUGUCAUAGCCCUCCCUGACCCUCCUGAAGAGCCGGAGAUCUUAAGUAAGACCAGCCACUCAGUCACCUUGUCCUGGUUCAAGCCACUCAACAAUGGGGGCAGCGACAUCAUAGGCUACAAUGUUGAACUGAAAAGCCCAGACAGUGACUGGCAGCCAUGCAACACUGAAGUUAUCCCAAGCACAGAGUUUGUGGUGGACAAUCUCACAGCAGGCAAGCCGUACAGAUUCCGCAUUUCAGCCGUAAGCAAAGGGGGUGCUGGCAAACCAGUGCAUUUGCCUCAAAGUGUGCAGCUAGUUUCGGAGUUAAUUUCAGUCACUCGCCCGUUGUUUGACAAGUCUGCAGUGGAAGGGGAGAAGACUCGGUUAGAGUGCGAAUUAUCCAGUGAAGCUCAAGAUGUGGUUUGGUUCAAAGGAAAAGAACCGGUCCAGCCUGGGGGGAGAUACGAAAUCAGCUCUGAAGGCAAGAAGCAGACACUCAUCAUCCAUGGUUUUAAACCUGAAGAUCAAGGGUCAUAUACUUGCAUGGCAUCUCCUAAUGCCAAAACAUCUGCCAACCUUUCUGUCGAAGUUUCUCCAGUGUCGAUGUUGAAAGCAGGCGUUGAGGAAGAGGCAGUAGAUGACCAGAUGCAACCUAGCUUACCACCUGAAGCUGCUCAAGAGGGUGACCUUCACCUCUUAUGGGAAGCUCUUGCCAAGAAGCGUAGAAUGAGUCGGGAGCCAACCUUGGAUUCAAUAAGUGAAUUGCCUGAAGAAGAUGACAAACUUCAGAAACGGAAGAAGGAAGAAGCUGAGACAAUACAGUACUACUCAGAAGAAUACUCCACUUGUGAUGAGUCUGCUAAAGCAGGAGAAGCAGAUUUCUCCUUUACCAGUUCAGAUGAUGAGUCAAGAUCGGGAACGCCUUCCCUAAUCAAUUAUCUCAAAAAGGCUGGCUCCUCCAAGGUUAGCGUCACUAGUAAAGUCCAGACCUUCUCUGCCGAGAAAAUCUAUAAGCAGUGGGAGAAGGCAGGAACUGAGGAAGUUCCUCCUGCUAAGCCAACUGAACUAGAAACUGUAGAAGGAGACUUGGAUGACCCUUCCAUGGCUCAGGCAGCUGUAAAAAUCCAGGCUGCUUUCAAAGGGUAUAAAGUGAGGAAAGAGAUCAAGCAGCAAGAAUGUCCCGUGUUUGUUGAGACCUUCAAAGACUUCUUUGGUGAACCAGGGGGUAACCUACAUCUUGAAUGUGUGGCCCAAAGCAAAACUGAUAUGAAAGUUCGCUGGAUGAAAGAUGGCAGUGAAAUUUUUGAUGGGCGCCAUUAUCAUAUCGACAUUUACAGUGAUGGGACCUUUUCCUUGAUUAUCACUGGCCUGGAAAUGGAUGACAUGGGUAAAUAUACAUGUGAAGUGUCCAACAAAUUUGGCAAGGUCUCCCACAGUGCCAAGGUGACCGUAAGAUCCCCUCCUGAAGCACCUGUGCGCAAGCACAAGCCUGCCAAAAAGCGUAUCGAGAGUGAGGCGGAGAGCUCUUCCGGCAGCGAGUUGGAUGAUGCCUUCCGCAAGGCAGGGAGGAGGCUUCAUAAACUGUUCAAAUCCAAAAUCUCUACAGAAAUCUCCGAUGUAGAGGAGGAACUCUUUGUCAGUGCAGAUGAGGGAGAGAUAGAGGUGGUAGACCACCAGACCUACCGUGAAGAUGAAAGAUACAUCUACAUCAAGUUUGAAGUUAUGGCUGAGGCCAAAACAGCAGCUAGCCGGUUUAGAGAGAUGUUUGCUGCUAUGGGUAUUCCUGUUGAGAUUGACAUCCUGGAUCAAGGCUCCAAGAAGUUAGAACUGCGUAUUGGGAAAGCCACGCCACCUGUGCCAGGGCAACUGCGGACCUUGGUGAAACGCCCACCACCUCCAUUGUUAACAUCUGAUACUGCUCCUAUCUUCAUAACUGAACUUCAAAACCAAGAGGUGCAGGAUGGCUAUCCAGUCAGUUUCGACUGUGUUGUUAUUGGUAAACCCACCCCUUCCGUCCGGUGGUUCAAGGACGGGAGAGUCAUUGAAGAAGAUGAUCACUACAUGAUCAAUGAGGAUCAAGAGGGCUGCCACCAGCUGAUCAUCACUGCUGUAGUUCCCCUUGACAUGGGGGUCUACCGGUGUCUGGCCGAAAACAGCAUGGGAGUGUCUUCAACAAAAGCUGAGCUACGAGUAGACUUAACCAGCACAGAUUAUGAUACAGCAGCAGAUGCAACAGAGACCUCAUCCUAUUACAGUGCCAAAGGGUAUCUCUCCAGCCGAGAACAAGAAGGAGUAGAAUCCAUGACUGAAGAGGAACAGCUGCCACAGAUCCUGGAUGAACUUCAUGACAUUCAUGUAGCCCCCGGAGCACCACUGGCCAAAUUCCACCUGAAGGUUAAAGGCUACCCAGAGCCUCGGCUUUACUGGUUCAAAGAUGGCCAGCCAUUGCAUGUGUCACAAAGACUGUUAAAGACAGACAAGAGGGAGUUUCAUGCUCUUGAAAUUCGUAAUGUCACAAAGGAGGACACUGGCCAGUACUCGGUAUUUAUUAGCAACUCUGCUGGUUCUGCAUACUCAGCAGCCAGAUUGGUUGUCAGAGGCCCUGGUGAGAAAGAAGAAGAGCCACGAAAAGAUGUUCAUGAGCAGCUGGUACCACCAAGAUUCCUUGAAAGAUUUACCAACAAAAAAGUGAGAAAAGGCGUCAGCAUUACUCUUUCUGUGAAAGUUGAAGGAAGUCCACCACCCUCAGUGACUUGGUUGAAGGAAGAGUCUCAUGGGGAAGACAUCCUCUGGAUCAAGCCAGACACUCCCGGUUAUAAACUUGCCAGUUCCAGUAUGCAACACAGCCUAAUCUUACUGGAUGUGAAAAAGGGAUUCAGUGGAAACUAUACUUGCAUCGCCUCCAAUCAGGCUGGCCAGUCCAUCUGCAGUGCAACUCUAGAAGUUUUAGAUGUGAAAGAGGCUGAAUCUCUGACCCAGGAGCGUGUGAUGGUGACUGAGGCUAUAAUGACAUCUCUUGGAGGUGGGAUUUCAGCUCAACCGCCUGGAGCCCAAAAAGGAGAACGUAUGGAAGAGGAAGCUGUGCGGAGCCACAUUUCACUUGCUGAGGUUGGCACUGAGGAAUUUCUCCAGAAACUGACUUCACAGAUCACAGAAAUGGUAUCUGCAAAGAUAAGUCAAGCUACACUUCGAAUUCCUGGAGCUGACAGUGACGAUGAAUCAAAAACACCAUCUCCAUCCCCACGGCAUGGCAGGUCUAGGCCUUCCUCCACUGCUCAGGAGUCUUCUUCAGAAUCUGAUGAAGGGGAUGCAAGAGGAGAGAUUUUUGACAUCUACAUGGUCACUGCUGACUACCUACCCAUGGGCGCUGACCGUGAAACCAUCUCCCUGAAGGAAGGGCAAUAUGUGGAGGUCCUGGAUUCUGCUCAUCCUCUGAAAUGGCUGGUCAGAACCAAACCCACCAAGUCCAGCUCCUCAAGGCAAGGUUGGGUCUCUCCAGCCUUUCUGGAUAAGAGGUUGAAGCUGUCUACAGAGUGGGGUGUUCCAGAGAUUCCAGAAUUCCCUGGUGAAUCUGUUUCAGAGGAUGAAUAUAAAAAGAAGCUGAGCCUCCUUAUUCAGGAUCUGCUGAACUCCGAGGAGGAGUUUGUUAAGGACCUGCAGUUCCUCCAGACUCAUCACAUUCAAUACACUGAAACUUGCCCCAAUAUCCCUGCUGCUGUUUCCAGUCAGAAGCUCAUUAUCUUCAGAAAUGUCACUGACUUGACGCACUUCCAUUUCAGCACCUUCUUCCCAGAGCUUCAGAAAUGUGACACUGAUGAUGACGUGGCUAUGUGUUUUAUUAAGAAUGAAGGGGAAUUUGACAAAUACAUCCAGUAUCUGGUGGGUCGUAUACAGGCUGAGUCAGUUGUAGUCAGUAAAGCAGUCCAGGAGUUCUAUAAGCGAUAUACAGAGGAAACAUUAUCCAGUGAGGAUCCUUCUCAGCCACCUGUGUUUCCUCUGCAACACUACUUAGAGAAACCAAUAAACAGGAUCCAGAAGUAUCAAACAGUAAUCAAGGAACUAAUCCGAAACAAAGCAAGGAAUAGUCAAAACUGUGCACUGCUGGAGCAAGCGUACGCUAUUGUGUCUGCACUUACUCGACGAGCAGAAAAUAACCUCCAUGUGUCUCUCAUUGAGAACUAUCCGGGAACCCUGGAAAUCUUAGGAGAACCCAUCCGACAGGGACAGUUCAUUGUAUGGGAAGGAGCACCUGGAGCUAGAAUGGCAUGGAAAGGACAUAAGCGGCAUGUCUUCCUCUUCAAGAAUUAUCUUCUAGUGUGCAAGCCCAAACGAGACACCAAAACAGACACUUACAGUUACAUCUUCAAGAACAUGAUGAAGCUGACAAACAUAGAUGUGAACGAUAUGGUGGAAGGGGAUGAUCGGGCCUUUGAGAUUUGGCAUGAGCGGGAAGACUCAGUCCGCAAAUAUCUGUUUCAAGCCAGGACAGUCAUCAUCAAGAACUCUUGGGUGAAGGAAAUCUGUGGUAUCCAGCAGCGCAUCAGCCUCCCUGUAUGGGAUCCCCCAGAUUUUGAGGAGGAACUGGCUGACUGUACAGCUGAACUUGGAGAAACGGUCAAAUUAGCCUGCCGAGUAACAGGAACACCCAAGCCAACUGUCACGUGGUAUAAAGAUGGUAAGCCUGUGGAAGUGGAUCCUCAUCACAUCAUCAUUGAAGAUCCUGACGGCUCCUGCACAUUGAUCCUUGACAACCUCACAGGUGUUGAUUCAGGGCAAUACAUGUGCUACGCUUCCAGCCCAGCUGGCAAUGCCAGUACCCUAGGAAAGAUUCUUGUUCAAGUGCCUCCCCGGUUCGUGAACAAGGUUAAACAUGCCUAUUAUGCCGAUGGGGAAGAUGCACAGUUUACAUGCACCAUUGAAGGUGCACCUUAUCCACAGAUCAGAUGGUACAAAGACGGAAAUCUGCUGACUGACCCAAAUAAACACCAGAGUUUUAGUGAACCACGGAGUGGCGUCAUAGUUCUAGUGAUCAAAAAUGCCUCCAAAGAUGAUGUGGGAUUCUAUGAAUGUGAGCUGGCAAACAGAUUGGGAACAGCAAAGAGUGGUGCUCAGCUCUAUCACCAGAGUGCAGCAGCAUUGGCCCAAGAGGGGAGAAGACCAGAUCAAGCCAUUACAAUCGAAGCUGGAAAGCGGGGUCUUACUGCCAAAAUCCCAGACAAAGGUGAAAAAAGUCCAGUCAUUGCUCAAAAAGACACAACUCUGCAGGACAAUGGGAUUCAGGAGCAUGGCGUUCCCGCUGCAAGAACACCCCAAAUGAUGGAUGGAGCAGAAGGGCGCAGGGAUGAUGGAGCUGAUAUCCUGGAUAUAGAGAGACAAGUUUGUAUUGCAGCUAUUGAGAGAACCUGCAUCCCUAAAACUACAGAGAAAGCUGCAGCAAGCCCACCAUACAUGCAGGUGACGAUUGAGGAUGUGCAAGUCCGGUGUGGGGAGAUGGCAAAGUUUCACGCCAUCAUUGAAGGAGAUCCUCAGCCACUUGUUUUGUGGUUUAAGGGCAUUUCAUUGUUGACAGACAGCGAAAGAAUUCAUCAGUUCAAUGAAGGCACAAGAUACUCCUUGAUUCUUUACAACACUGGACCAGAGGAUGGUGGUGUCUAUACUCUCAUUGCAAAAAAUACAGGAGGAGAGGUCUUAUGCAAAGCUGAACUUGUGGUUCAGGAAGAUAAGAAAAGCCAAGAGGCAAGGAAAGAAAGUACAAGAAGAAAGCUUCAUUCCAUCUAUGAAGUCAAACAAGAAAUAGGAAGGGGUUCCUUUGGCUUUAUCAAGAGGGUGGUCCACAAAGACAACCGAGCAUCAUAUGCUGCCAAGUUUAUACCCCUCCGGAGCAAAACAAGGGAUCAGGCCUAUCGAGAAAAGGACAUUCUGGCCACUCUGUCCCACGAAAGGAUCACUCAGCUUCUGGAUCAGUUUGAAACACGCAAAACUUUAAUCCUUAUCUUGGAGCUAUGCUCAAGUGAAGAGCUCCUGGAAAGGCUGUUCAAGAAGAACGUUGUGACGGAAGCAGAGGUCAAGAUAUAUAUCAAACAACUUUUGGAAGGGAUUGCGUAUCUCCAUGAAAACCAAGUGCUUCACUUGGACAUCAAGCCCCCAAACAUCUUGAUGGUUUAUGAUGACCGGGAUGACAUUAAGAUAUGUGAUUUUGGCUUUGCUCAGAAGAUAAAUCCAGCUGAGCCUCAGUACAGUAAAUAUGGAUCUCCAGAGUUUGUCUCACCAGAAAUUCUCACCCAGUCACCAGUUUCAACAGCUUCUGAUAUCUGGCCUGUUGGAGUAAUUAGUUACUUAAGUUUGACAUGCAAGUCUCCAUUUGCCGGGGAAAAUGACAGAGCAACCCUCCUAAAUAUUCAGAGCGGAACAAUUUCCUGGGAUAUUCCGGAGUUUGCUCAUUUGAGCAAAGAAGCAAAAGACUUUAUCGGAAAGAUGCUGCAACUAUCUCCAGAGGCAAGGCCUGGUGCGAUGGAGUGCCUCUCCCACACUUGGUUUGAGCACAACCUCCCACUUGAAGCCUCUCAUUUUAUAGAUACAAAGCAGCUCAAAUUCUUUGUAUCUCGAAGCAAAUGGCAGCGUUCCCUUAUGAGCUACAAAUCUGUCCUGGUAAUGAGACCCAUCCCAGACAUCCUGGAGAAAACCCAUCAGACCACUUCUCUUGGCAUUUCCCGACAUUUAGUGGAAGAGAGCAGCUCGUCUAGCACAAGCGGGUCAUCUUCAGACAAUGAAAUUGCAGUGUCCCCGGGGAGAAGACAGCUUGGUCCCACACCAGAAUUUCACCUAUCUGUGUUUGAGGGAACUGAUUAUCCAGAAUAUCAUCCCUUCUUAGCUGAGGGCAAACCUUUAGAAACCUCAUUGCCACCCACUAGACGUAAACAGGUACCAGUCAAGGGGCAAGAAAGUGAAGAACAAAUGCCCUUGGCAUCAAGAGAAACCAGUAUGGAGUUAUCUGACUCUUCACAAGAUAAAGCAGGUUUGUUAGUUCCAGAAGAAGGCAGAAUUGAAGGGGCUGAAGCAGGAAGGUCCCCUGGAUGUGUCCCUAGGCACAGUGUUAUAAAAAGUACUUUCUACAGCCAGCCAUCUGAAAGUCUUGCAAAUGUUCCCUCCUCACCAGGCAAGGAGCACAGGAAGCAUUUAGAAAGAGCAAAGAGAACAUAUAGGAAAUCAGGAUAUUCAAAAUCAGCUUUAAGUGGUCUGCGCGAACCCCUCCUAGAGCAGUUUGAAUUUGGGGAAGAAGGAGUUGAAGGGAUAUCUGGUGACGAAGAAAUGGAAAGGUCCAGGGAAGGGGGACCUCUGAUGAUCAAAUCGGCUUCUUUUGAUACUGCCCAGAAAUCACCCCCAAUUACCUUCCAAGUGACCAGCAGAAGUCGUUCUCUGGAUGAUUACAAGAUAAGAGCGGCAAGCUUUGCUGAGGAGCACUACAUUGAGGAAGAAGAAAGUGACCAAGUUCCCCAGGGCAGUCCUGUGAAGAUCACUCAUCAGAGUCAUGUUUCUGACUCUGGCAGAGAAGAUGGCUUUGAGAAGACAUCUGCAGGAGAAGGCACAAAGAAAGCUAAACCAGAUUAUCCCAAGAAGCAGCCACAGCUUGGUGUUCAGCAGAGCUCAGCUGAGGUUGCACAACAGCAAAAGAAAGCUUUGGUUGCAACACAGCCCCCUGGAAAACAAGAGGGCUUACUUCAGGAAACAAAGAUGUCUCUUCCCGCUCAGGUGGGAACACCUGUUUUAGGAGGGGAAGGUCUAAUCCUAACUGAUCAGCAAGCGGAUAUAACCUCAGGGCUAGUCCAGAAGGAUGAAGGCAAGGAGAGAACAUCAGUGACAGCUCCAGUGGUUCCCCAUGGCAGUGAGAAGGGGAAAUGUCUUCCUCCUGAGACAAAACUAACAGCUUCCCAAAGUGAAGAAGGAACUAGAGCUCUCCAGAGUGAAAGCUCUGCUCCUUUGAAGCCUGUUGGUAUUCAGGGAACAUAUCAAAGUGGGGUUCCUUCCACUCAAGGUGAGAUCCAACAAGUUGCUGUGGCCAAGGGCAAGAGCCCAGGGAUCCUACAGCCUGUGUCAGUGGGCGAAGGCCAUUCACUGUUACACCAGAAGCCUUCAGUUAGCACCGAAAUGGUAUCUGUGGCCCUGAAAAGUAAAAGUACUGGUAUUCCUGUUUCACAAGCAGACGUAUCUGCUGCAUCAGUCCCUGGAGGAAAAGACAAGAUUCUCCUUCAAAAGCCUUCAGAUGUUGCAAAAUCAGCUGCAAUAGAAGGGAAAGGCCAAUUUAUUUCUCAAGCAAAAGCUGUCCCAAUUUCCAUCUCAGACAGCAAAAGCCAGAAGUUUUUAUACCAAGCACCUGCCAUGCCUGGUAAGAUGAAACCGCCUGAUAUAAAAGGUGAAAGUCCUGUUUGUAUAGAGACUGUGCCCUCUUGUAUAUCUGGGGGAGAAAGCCAACCAGUUUUACAGCAACAGCCUCCUGUUUACAGCGGAAUGGCUCCUAGUGCCCUCCAAAAUGCACCAUCUGUUACUCAAACUGCUUUCCAAGCACAGAUCUCUCCUGGGUCAAUGGCCCAUGAAGAAAGGCAAAAGAGCUCCUUUACAAAGCUCCCCAUUUAUAGAGAAGCUGUGUCUGUUCCCAGCGAAGUUAAAAGUCUCCCUCAACAAGGAGAAAGUGUCCAUAUGUUGAUUCAUGAAGGGAAACCUCAGACACAUCUACAGCAGGAACCUUCUGUUUCAGAAUUGGGGAAACCUUUUCUCUUGGAAGAGGAGAGACAACCACCCACAGUUAUUUCAAAAGCAGGCUCAGUUCUAGUUUCUGUGGGUGACAGACAGGAACCGGUACAUAAGAAAUCUCUGAUUCAGGGUGAUUUUGCUUCUGCUGUCCCAAAGGCUAAAAGUCCCCAGACUUUAAUGGCUUCACAGGUUUCUCCUUCUGAGGCUGGAAAUCAAGAAUUCCUUCAUCACAGGCCACCUGCUCAUGGUGAGGGAAAGCCAGCUCUCCAAAGAGGCCCUGGUGCAUCUCUUUCGGGCUUCUCUCAAGCAAAAGCUGUACCAUUUUCAACCCUUGGGGAGAGAGACUCAAUUUGGCUAAAGCAAACCUCAGUUUCCACAGUUGGAAGAAGAACCAGGGAAGGCAUCCCUCAGAAACCUUUUGUUUACAGUGACACAGAGGCUGAAGCUCUGGAGAACUUAGUAGACGAAAUGGUUUGCUUGUCAAAAGAGAUGACUGCUUGGGCAGAGCAAGAGGGAUUCAAGAGGAACAUCUCUCCACCAAGAGAGAUGUUUUUGCAAGGCUCUCCUGGGCAACCAGGAAGAUCACUAGCCAAGUAUCUUGUGCGCAGAGGAAAAAGAGAAGGAGGCAUUGGCUUGGCAGAUCCCUCAGAAGUAGAUAUUAUUUAUCCUGGAGAAGAAGACCUUUUCAUGAGCAAAAAAGCACGAAUGUCACCCUCAUAUGAAGGCAACAUCCUGGAUUAUGGAGGUCCAGACACACCCAUGGAAUCUCAGUUUGCUAGUUCUGAGUUUUGGGACCGAUUCUAUUAUUCAGGCAGCCAAGGAAGUGGCCAGAUGUAUGACCGGAUGUAUGAAAUUGCUUUAGUGCAGAUUCAGGAUCUCUCAGAAGACAUGCCCCGUCCUGACAGCAAAACAGCCAAAUUUGACAUCUCUGAGGUAGAGCCUGCCUUCCUCAAUCUGUAUGAGCUCUAUGACAUUGUGUAUUACCCCUUUGAGUUCCUCAGCUUCAGGAAAUCUCCUGAGAAGUUGCCCAGGAAAAGACGUUUCCCUUUGGGUGAAAGAGCCAGGUUGCAGCCUGGAAUACAUGCUUAUUUGCAUCGGGAGAAAAAAAUAUGUGUCAGGGAAGACAGCUUGCAAGGGGAGACUCUAAUAAGGGAAACAUACAAAGGUGAAGAGCAAACGGCACCUACCCCUGAGCUGGAGACAAUGUCAAGACCAACCAAAGCACUCAUGAUAGGAAAAAGGUCUGAAUCAGAAAGCGAUAUACCUGUUGAGUCUCAACAAAUUUAUGUUCUCUCAGAAGAUCCAUCUGGGAAGAGGAGGAGCUCUCUACAGAGCAGAGUGGGGCGCUUCAAGCCUUUUGUCAGGUCUCAGUCCAUGGAACUGGUAGAGCAAAGUCUAAAGAAGAAGAUGAAAGCAUCAGUUGCCCACCUUUCCAGGAUGCUGACAAGAAAAUCAUCUUCUGAUGAAGAAAGCAGGGAAGACUCUGAAGAGCGGAAGAGUGAGCUGCAAGAGAGAGUGUCCUUGACAGAGGCUUCUGGGAGUGUGAAGAAGAGGACAGCAUUCCCUUCAUUCACCCUUCCAAGCCUCAAAAUGAAGGAGAAAGCACCAUCGUUUGUAGAAGAGCUUACUGACCAGACCAUUUCUUUGGGCCAGUCUUUAACGCUCUCCUGCCGGACAUCUGCCCAUUCAUCUCCUCGUAUUGAAUGGUUCAAAGAUGGAGCAGCCAUUCGCAGCACAGAUCGGAUCCUCAUCUCAUCUACACUCAAACAUUACCAGCUUUUAACAAUAUUAGCAGCUACAAGAGACGAUUUUGGCACUUACACUUGUGUGGCCACCAACUCCCAAGGCACCGUUUCUACCUCCUGUGUAAUCAGGAAAGCAGAGGCACCUUCCAAUCCUCCAGCUCCUGAUAUUGUUGAAGUCCUUGAAGAUGGAGUGCAGCUGGCAUGGAAACCAGUGGAACUGAAAACCCCUGUGACUUACACUGUUCUGUGCAAAAAGGAUGAUGGGGAAUGGAAGACUUUGGCCAGUGACAUCUCAGACUGCUGCUAUACUGUGGAACAUCUCCCUGAGGGUUUGGUGUACUCCUUCCGUAUCGCUUGUGUCACCAAAGCUGGUGUGGGUCCCUAUAGCAACCCAACGGCCAAAGUGAAAAUUGGUGAAAGAGAUCAAGAUGCAUUCCAGUCUCAGGAGGCAGAGGACAGCAAAAUGACGGCUCCAGCUCAGGCAACCCACCAGACAUAUGCCUUCCAGACGGAGAUUAAAAGAGGACGUUUCAGCAUCAUCAAACAGUGCAGAGAAAAGCUCAGUGGAAAUCCCUUGGCUGCCAAAAUCAUUCCCUAUAGACAGGAAGACAAGGAAGCAGUGCUCCAGGAGUAUCACAUUCUGCGGAAACUUCAUCACACGAACAUAGGGCAACUGCAGGGGGCUUAUGUCAGCCCACGUCACCUGGUGCUGAUCAUGGAACUAUGUGUUGGGCCUGAACUCCUUAAUGCCCUGGCUGGAAGGUCAUUCUACUCAGAGGUAGAGGUCAGAGACUAUCUCUGGCAGAUGCUCAGUGCUGUUGAGUACCUUCAUGCUCAGAACAUUCUUCACUUGGAUCUAAGAUCUGAAAACAUGAUUAUCACAGAGCCAAAUCUGCUUAAAAUCCUGGACUUUGGCAAUGCUCAAUUCUACAUGCCUGACCGAAUCAUUACUUUGGAAGGGUGUACAGACUAUGUGGAAACUAUGGCUUCAGAACUUCUCUCAGAUAAAGGAGCUGUCCCUCAGACUGACAUCUGGGCUAUCGGUGUAACAGCCUUCAUCAUGUUAAGUGCUGAAUAUCCCAUCAGUGCUGAGCCUGCUUGUGACUUUGGGAGGCUUGUCAAACGUGAGAAGAUCAAGCUGAACAAAUGCUAUGCUGGCCUUUCGGGGGGGAGCUGUUUCAUUCCUCCAAAGCACACUUUCCUCUAAUCCAUGGAGGCGGCCGACAGCCUCUGAAUGCCUCCAGUCUCCGUGGCUGCAAGAGACUGGCCUGGACGAGAGGCAGCAAGCCACGGUUACUUUCUCCACCACCAAACUGAGGAAUUUUGUGGCUGAGCGGGAAAGAAAAAGAGUCCUGCUCUGUUCGAAGUACGGUGUGAUGAGCGUAUAGUGAAACACUGUCAAGGUUGAUGACUCUCAGAGUCCUCUCCAUCACCACACCUCUGUCCCGCCUUAUAAAUGUCCACCCAAAAUGUUUGAUGCCUACUUUAUUAUAAUUUCUGGGUAACUUCAGGCUGAAACAAAAGUUAGCACAAGGGGAAAGGUCUUCAGCUUGUUUGCCUGUACAGAUAGGUCCAUUGUAUCUUCAUUAAGGCAUGGAUGUCAUGUCAUAGCUCAUGAACAGGUUUAAUUUAUUCUGAAAUAGUUUCCCCUGAAAUUGUCAUGAUAAAUCAUAGUGGUCAAUUAAUAGGAUGACACAAGUCGGCAUGAGUCAAAGUGCUGCAACUUGUUUAUAUACUUAGAUGUGCCUGAUAAGCAUAAUUUUGUGUGCUUUUCAUUAAGGGAGUGGACAUCAAGUCACAAUUCAUAGGCAUGUUUAAUUUAUCCCGAAAUAUUGUUUGCCUGAAAUUGUAAUAAUGAACAAAUAAUGACACAUGUUUAAUUACGGGAAGGAAGGUUGUUUAAGGUUGCUUAAACAUUAGGGAAUACUUCCUUUCCCCAAAACAACUUAAGGAUGGAAUAACACACAAAAAGGCUGAUGGAAGCUCCUUCCGCAUUUUUUAUUUUUAAGGAAAUAAUUUCACCCCUAUUUUGCUGCAGAAACCAGACUUGAGAUGCUAUUAAUUAUAAAACAGAUCAAACUGCAUUGAAAGCCUGCUAUUUUCGAGUAGUUGGAAUGGCAGUCUAUAUGGCCUACAAUGUUAGCCUUUUUUGUUUGGCCUCAUUACAACCCUACCUUUUCUGCUCCUCAAAGAAAUGCUGUUUCAAUAAGGGAACUUGCUUUCAAUGGUUAUUAUAAACUUGGCUCCCAAGAAGCAGUUAGAAAUUGGUUGCAAGUGCAAUAAUUGAAAUGGAAGACAUUUCCUAUAAUUCCAGUAAAGGUAAGAAGGGCUACUGAGAAUAACCUGGAAGGCGCAAGAUGUGUGGGAGCCAGGUUCCACAAAAAUGAUGGCAUCUGAUUGUUAUGCGCCUUCAACAUCAUCCUGAUUUAUGGUGAUCUUACCAUCCUACCAUGGCAAGAUUUAUUCAGAGGAGGUUUGCCAUUGCCAAGGCUGAGGGAAUGUGACUUGCACAAGCUCAUCUAGCAGCCUUCCAUGGUUGAGUAGGGAUUCAAAUCCAAAUCUCCCAGAUUCAGCUCUGGCUGUUUCUGCAACUGAUAUAUUAUAAUUAUCAUUUAGGUGUACAAGAAAUGUCUAUCUUUGCAUGCAGCGUAUCUUCUGACUUCCUAUAAAGUUGCCACUCUUUUUAUUGGUAAUCAAGCGUCGCAGCUGCCCACAAGGCCUGCAGAAGUGCACCACAAUUUUGUGCACUGCUUGUUGCUUUGGGAUCCCAUUGCCAGAGAUUCAAAAGUAUCACUUAAGUUCAUCCUUUCCACACACAAAGAGAUUUAUUCAUGUAGGAGAAACUUUCAUAGUCUUACCUAGUAGUAGUAGUUGUUGCUGUGUGCCUUCAAGUCACCUCUGACGUAUAGUGACCCUAAGAUGAUCCUAUCACAAGAGUGUCUUGGCAAGAUUUGAUUGGGGAGUGCCGGGGAGCCUUUGUCUUUCUCUGAGGCUGAGAGUGUGUGACUUGUCCAAGGUCACCCAGUGGGUUUCCAUGGCUGAGUGGAGAUGCAAACCCUGAUCUCCUCCUCCUAUCAUGCUCCUCCAAAGGUAUUUGAUUGUGGGGGUUUUUUCCUGCUUAAAACACAUGGUGAAAUGCAUGUAGUCUGAUAGGCCAGGCUGCUUUUCUGAUAAAUAUAUUCUGCAACCGGACCUGUUUGUCCCGGAUUGGCCUUUUUAGUCACCAACGCGCUCGUACAAAGCGUAGGAUGAGUCCUUCCUGAAUCUUUGUUCACAAAGCAAAGCCAGAUAUAUAUAUAUAUAUAUAUAUAUAUAUAUAUAUAUAUAUAUGCGCGCAAGCCUUUGUUAUGAUACUUCAUUCGGUGUAAUUUAAUCUAAUAUACAGUGAAAAUAUUCCCUGUUUUGCUCUUGUAGCCUCUUGCUUUGAUUUUGGUGAUACUUCUGGAACAAAUUCAUACACAAUGUUCAAAACUGGCAAUGGGAUUUCAUGGUGUUUGUACCAUUGUUUUCAUAUGCCACUGGAACAGAGGAGCUGAAUUACUGUUGACUGGCUUUUUAUUUGGCAUUUGGUUGCAGUGACAUAACUGUGGGUUUCCAUAGCAGUUCCAACCUCAUUCUUGUAAGGUCCCCCCCCCCCCAGAUAAGUCAUAUGUGUAUCUAACUUCUGUUGUUCUGGCAUCUGCUGCAUAAGCAAGCAUAGUUUGUUUCAGCUUUAACUGGG
Molecule: messenger RNA, 29595 nt
Organism: Sceloporus undulatus (fence lizard)
Lineage: Eukaryota; Metazoa; Chordata; Lepidosauria; Squamata; Phrynosomatidae
Gene: OBSCN
Product: obscurin, cytoskeletal calmodulin and titin-interacting RhoGEF
Exons: 108
Coding region: 208-27081 (8957 amino acids)
Biological process (GO): protein phosphorylation
Molecular function (GO): protein kinase activity; protein binding; ATP binding
Source: RefSeq, a predicted model, not a curated record